GCGCGCUCUGAUUGGCUGCUGGCAGGUGUUCACGUGAAGCCCGGCUGCUGGUUCAGCAGCACGAGAGAGAGAAUGUUCAACAAGUUUAGAACGUGAGGAGAGCAGCUCGCGACCAGAACGCUCACAUCAAAGAUGAUCCCGAGACUCCGAGCAGCUGCUACGUCAUCUUAAAGGAACAGCGACCCUUUCUACUGCACGACCACCUGGACAGUGUCCUGUGAGUGUGUCCUCUUGAGUCCACGAUGCCGAUCGACAUGGCCUUACCUCUGUACCUGUCCAAAGAGGAGUUUGUCUUCAGGACGUCUCCUAAGACAUGCCAACCUGCUCUGAGCUCCUGCCUGAGGUUCCAGCCCCCCCACCGCGUGGACCCGACCGAGCCCGAGGACGGACGGUCCUCCAGGAAGGACUCCAGGAAGGCCAAGAAGCAGGUGACGUUCGCCGACCACCGCGGCCUGUCUCUGACCAGAGUGAAGGUCUUCUCCCAGUUCAGCGACCCCAUCGCUAUCCCUCUGAACGUCCAGGAGACGCUCAGCGCCGCUCUGUCUCUGAGCGCCGUGGAGGACCAGCUGGUGCUGGACUUCACUCAGCCCGCCUCAGACUACCUGAACUUCCGCCAGAGCCUGGAGAGGAACUACGUGUGCCUGGAGCACUGCGUGCUGAAGGAGAAGGCGUUGGCGGGAACCGUUAAAGUCAAGAACGUGUCCUUCGAGAAGACGGUGAAGCUGCGGGUGACGUUCAACAGCUGGCGGAGCCACGUCGACGUGGACUGCCAGUUCGUGAAGGACGCGUAUCCCAGCUCGUACAGCGACACCUUCUCCUUCAGCGUGUCGCUGCCCGAGCAGCUGAGGCCUCACGAGCGCGUCGCGUUCGCCGUCUGUUACGAGGUGGGUGGACGCGAGUACUGGGACAGCAACCGGGGGGACAACUACGGGAUCGUCUGGUCGUCCCUGAAGAGGAGCCGCCAGGACGCCUGCAGCCGCCACACGGCCUCCUCAGACUUUGGGAUUCACUUUGACCGAUACGGCAGCCCCACCUGCUCACACGGGAUCUUCCCCGAUUGGCCGAGUUACGCCGGAUACGAGAACACGGGCCCGUACUACUGAACAGGAAGCACACGCUGGCGGUGGCAUGGCGUGGCGUGGCGUGGCGUGGCGAUGGCGGUGGCGGUGGCUGAACAUAGAGCUCCGUCACCGACUCUGAAUACUGACGAACCUGCAGGAAUCAUGAUUACUGUUUUCUACCUAUACAGGUAAAUGUCACGUCAUCCUCCACCUGCUGCAACCAACAACUCUCAUCACCAACAACUCUCAUCA
Messenger RNA from Sebastes umbrosus (honeycomb rockfish), 1313 nucleotides. It is a transcript of the gene ppp1r3b, whose product is annotated as protein phosphatase 1, regulatory subunit 3B. Gene Ontology annotation, molecular function: protein phosphatase 1 binding; glycogen binding. Lineage: Eukaryota; Metazoa; Chordata; Actinopteri; Perciformes; Sebastidae. Gene Ontology annotation, biological process: regulation of glycogen biosynthetic process. The record is from RefSeq and is a predicted model, not a curated record. Gene Ontology annotation, cellular component: protein phosphatase type 1 complex. The transcript is spliced from 2 exons. The coding region runs from base 243 to 1103 and encodes 286 amino acids.